Messenger RNA from Camellia sinensis, 1916 nucleotides. Its product is annotated as SKP1-like protein 21. The record is from RefSeq and is a predicted model, not a curated record. Gene Ontology annotation, biological process: ubiquitin-dependent protein catabolic process. NCBI's taxonomy places the organism in Eukaryota, Viridiplantae, Streptophyta, Magnoliopsida, Ericales, Theaceae.
CCAGACAGCGACGCGGGGCUCUCAGAAGUUAUCACUGUAUCUAUAGAUAUCAGAUACAUACAUAUAGAUAUAUAUAUAUAUAUAGAGAGAGAGAGAGAGAGAAGAAUUUUAGAGAGAGAAAGUGUCUUGAACAAAACUCUCUCCCUCUUGUUUGUCCCCCAUUUUCCCGUCACACAUCCCAUUUUCGCUUUCGCCGGCCAAUCUCUGCAAUUGGAAGCGCUAUUAUUGUUUCAAAAUUCUCUGUAUCGUUCUGUUUCAUUUCUCAAAAUCUUAUCCCAACAGGCUACUUCAAUGUUUCAGAUUUCCUUGCUUUUUGUCAGCCAAUCAGUCUACUGGGCAUUAAUUGCACUUUAAAUUUGAUUCUUGUAGUAUUUGAAUCUUGUCAUCAUCAACCGAUAUUGCUUUGAUUUGGAAGGAUAUUGCUUUGAUUUGGAAGUGGGGAAAACGGAUUAUAUAGGUGCCUUUUUGUGUCAUUUCCAAUGUUGGAGGCCGAUAGGCAAGUAAUUAAACCCGAGCUUUCUCUGGGUUCUCAGAUGAUGAAGUCCUAUAUAUGGCUUGAAACUGCUGAUGGUUCAAUCCAACAAGUAGAACAAGAGGUUGCCAUGUUUUGCCCAAUGAUAUGUCAUGAAAUACACACAGGCAUGGGAUCUUCAAAGAAUUACCCUAUAUCUCUUCCACCUCGAGUCAGUCCAUCUACGUUGAGCUUAAUUCUUGAUUACUGCCGAUUUCAUCAAGUACCAGGUCGCUCUAACAAGGAACGGAAGUCUUUUGAUGAGAAGUUUAUUCGAAUGGACACAAAAAGGCUUUGUGAGUUAACAUCUGCAGCUGACAGCCUCCAAUUGAAGCCCUUAGUUGAUCUCACCAGCCGUGCUCUAGCACGUAUGAUUGAAGGGAAAACCCCCGAGGAGAUACGUGACACAUUUCAUUUGCCUGAUGACCUUACAGAGGAAGAGAAACUUGAGCCUUUAAAAAACAUGACUGAUGAUCCACGAAUUCGGCUUUUGAAUAGACUCUAUGCAAAAAAGAGGAAAGAACUAAAAGAAAGAGAGAGAUUGAAGAAUGUUGAGGUCGAAGAGGAACGAGUGGAUUAUCGUUCAGUUGAUGAUCUGUUGUCAUUUAUUAAUGGAGGAAAUGGAGGUAUCUUGGACUCGAAGGGGGUCAAAGCUUCUAAAAAUAAAAAGAAGAAUCGGAGAAGAAAAGACCAACAAAAGAAUGCUUCUUCUAACUGCAGUGCUGUUUCAAAUGAUGCCUCUUCUUCAAACAAUACCAUUGGAACCCAUAAGAAGGAAUCUAAUGGUUUUGAUUCCUUAUGCCAUAAUGCUAAGAUUUGUGAUCAUGUUCUCCCUAAUAUUGGUGAGAUGUUAAAGUUACAAGAUGUUGAAGAUGACAGUUUUGCACCUGAAGAUGAGUUUGAUGAUGCUGAUAUAGAUGAUGAGAUAGAUCCUGCAAUGAAAGAAAGAAUUGAUAGGGAGGUGGAGGAUUUUGCCCGAAGACUGAAUUCAGACUGGCCUGAAAGAAUGCAAGAGAUUUUGUCAUUAGGCCAAGAAAGGAGACCUGUACCAAUAUCUAUUAAUGGCAAUGGUUCCUUGAAGAUAUAUGAAAGAGUAGACCAUGGCAAAAAGUAAUCCUUCAAAUGUAGAGAGGACUUUCUCAGAAUGGCCAAUGGAUGGUUACGAUUUUGACCACUGUGCUGACAUCUUUGAGUUGGUAAUGCUGGUGGCGUAGACCCACAUGUAAACUAGUGAGCCUCAUUUUAUUUAUUUAUUUAUUUUUAUUUUGAUGUUUGUGCCUAGUUAUUGAAAUGAAAUUUUGGUUGUAGGGUUUGAUGAUUUCUUGUAUUCUAACAGGGAAGGAAAAUAAAAAAAGAAAAAAAGGAAAUUUGUUUGUAUGAGUCAAAUCUGCUCAUUUGUCAUCAA